Molecule: messenger RNA, 1876 nt
Organism: Ruditapes philippinarum (Manila clam)
Lineage: Eukaryota; Metazoa; Mollusca; Bivalvia; Venerida; Veneridae
Product: G-protein coupled receptor GRL101-like
Exons: 7
Coding region: 1-1533 (510 amino acids)
Biological process (GO): G protein-coupled receptor signaling pathway
Cellular component (GO): membrane
Molecular function (GO): G protein-coupled receptor activity; protein binding
Source: RefSeq, a predicted model, not a curated record
AUGAAGAAUAUCCGCCAUUUAGAUCUAAGUUACAACUUAUUAACAAUUUUACCAGAUUUUGUGUUUAUCAGCUUAGAGCAGCUACAAGUCCUUAAUCUACGAGGUAACUAUCAGCUAUCAGUUAUAGAAAUGUAUGCCUUUGUUGGACUGGUCCAUGUUCGAGAACUGGACUUAGCCAAUGCUAGACUGGAAACAGUUUUGGCAGACACAUUUUCAGGAAUGAGUCUACACAAAUUAGACUUAUCUAACAACAAGCUACAUGGAUUGGCAAGUUUUGCUUUCCGCGGCGCAUCUAUACGCUCUAUCAGUUUCAAAGAAAAUAGUAUUAAAUCAUUUAAUACAGAAAUAUUUACUGGACUCAUUGGUUUAGAAAACCUGAUUACUCCGGAGUUCAAAUUCUGUUGUAUACGACCUAAUUAUGUUAAAGAAGAAAACUGUUAUCCUCCAAAAGACGAGUUUUCAUCUUGUGAUGACCUUAUGAGACAUUCUGUGCUACAGUUUUUGAUAUGGUUAAUAGGAAUCACUGCGUUUCUUGGAAAUAUUCUGACGGUUUUCUACAGGCUGAAAUAUGAUAGAGAAAGCUGCUGCCGAUUCUGCAUUUCGGAAAAGACAGAAGCUGUCAGUUGUGCCAUUUUCACGUGGGUAUUUUCCGUUACUGCAGCCAUAUUUCCUCUUGCUUAUGAAGGAUAUUUUAAAAACGAAUUCUACUCAAAGUCUGGUGUUUGCAUUGCUUUACCGUUAACAAGAGAUCGUCCACCUGGCUGGGUAUAUUCCUUAUCUGUCUUUGUUUGCCUGAAUUUUCUUACAUUUAUCUUAGUCGCAGUUGGGCAGCUCUCGAUUUUCAUUGAAAUUCGCAAUUAUUCUGGAAUCGCCACCACUGUAGAAAGUUCAAGAAAAAGGGACCUUAAAGUUGCAAGGAAUCUUCUGCUAGUUGUAGCAACUGAUUUUAUGUGCUGGUUUCCUAUAGGAGUCAUGGCAAUGUUUGCGCUGUAUGGUCACGUGAUAUCUGGAGAGGUAUAUGCAUGGGCAGCUGUUUUUAUUCUACCAGUCAACUCGGCUCUUAAUCCUAUUCUAUAUACAUUAAGUGCCAUCAUUGGAGGAACGAAAUUCAGUCCCAGUACUGAUGAACAGUCAUUGAAACAAAUGACACAAGAAUUAGGAGAGAACACAAUCAGAUGUUUAAAUGCCAGCCGUUGUUUAACAAGGUCGAUACGUCGCCAUGACUAUGAAGACAUCACUAUGAUUCCCGACGAAGUAGAUAUACCAGCCGUGUCUAUCUUAUCUAUUUGUAAGGCACUGGCACAUACAUUAGAAGGAUUACAAAGUUGCUCUCUAGAUAUAAGUCUAUUGGACAAAGGCUCUUUGUUUGUUGGUGUCAGAAGUAAACAGCUUACAGGAUUACUGAGAAUUAAAGCUGUACCGUUUAUAUCCUAUAAACCAGAGGAUAAAACUGAGAGGAUCAAACAUCUAGGAAUGAUAAUGAAAGGUCUUUUAGCAGCAAGAGAAAAGCGACAGUUUUGUGGAACUAAAUAACUGGAUAACUUUUAACAAGCGUAUCCUAAAGCACUGUUGUUUUAGUAAAAGGUCUUCUAACCGGUGAACAUUUCAAAAUUUGUUUUCCAUCAACCAACGGUUCUUGAAAGGUGAAUCGCAUGCGUAUAAAUAAUAAAAUACUUUAGAAAUAACCUUGAAUUUCAGUCUAUUUAUUGUCGGUGUAAUAGACUUAAGUGGCAUGUUACAAUUAAAAAUUAUAUAGUGCUUAGAUAGAUAAUGCUUUCAACUAUUCUAGUUUACUGUGAACACAUUUUAACUGUAAAGAGUAUUUCAAAUUGAUGGUUUUUUUUAUAGUACACUGUUGUCGGAACACCGGUUUUUA